Metarhizium album ARSEF 1941 is the source of this 1251-nucleotide messenger RNA. RefSeq lists its product as uncharacterized. Lineage: Eukaryota; Fungi; Ascomycota; Sordariomycetes; Hypocreales; Clavicipitaceae. The record is from RefSeq and is a predicted model, not a curated record. Bases 1 to 1251 code for a protein of 416 amino acids. The transcript has a single exon.
AUGAGACAUGUGACACCUGGAAACAUUGGCUUUGUCUGUGAAGCUUGCACAUUUACCCAGACACGAGCGUUCAGACAGCCUAUCAGCGUGCGACUGUCCGCCCGACGAACCGGCGUCCCGAGGCAGCUGGUGUGCGCAGCAUCGGCGCCGAGAUGGUCGUCGACAGUGGCAAGCAAUGCCAGAUAUGAACAAGCACAAGCCUCACACGCGAGACGGGCCAGGUCUCUCAACGCCCCGGCGCAAAUCACCGACCCCGCGGCCCUCGCCCGAGUAGCCGAGGACAGCAAAAACAGGUUCUUGUCAGUCGACGGUAUCCCAGCCGUCCAGUUGACCAAUGCGGCUCUCAAGUCGUGUCUUCGCGCUGCGUCUGCCCUCCACCCUCAGUUAAAGCGGGUAGAGGCACAGUCUAAAGCCUCGGCAUCAAAACUCGUUGCUCUCGGUGCCGAGCGAACCGGCACCAGGAUACCAAUCGAAGCCAAGAUCCAAGAAGCUGUUAAUAGAAUAUCUUACGCGGCAUAUGCCAUCAUCACACACCCCAACGUCGAGAUGACGCCUGAAUUUCUCGAGACCUUUGUUCAGAUCCAGUCGCAACUGGGCCGCCCCGAGUCUCUCCCAUCCGUGCUGGAACUUUAUGCUUCCAAGCCGAAACCCGUGGUGAAAGACGGUCAGAUCCAAUACGUCCAGCAGAAUCCCAAUGCCGCAUCACGAGCUAUCGAGGAAGGUGUGGCGGCCACAGCUCUUCAGACAGCCAUUGAAGCCAAAAACCUCGAUGCCUCGCUUGGUAUUAUUGAAGCAGCGUACACGGUCCCAGCAUUCAAACGACAGAAAUUAAUACGCCACUGCACCGCCCCGGCAAUUGGUCUGGCUACCUUGCCGUUUGGUAUAUUCGGCCUCUCGACUUCCUACGCAGCCUACUGGCAAAACACAAUGGACAUUAGCACCGCCACGGGGAUUGGUGUCGCCGGUAUUUCAGGAUACUUGUUCGUUGUAGGAUCUCUGGGUGUCAUUGCCAAGCUUAGCAACAAGGACCAAAUGAAGCGUGUGACAUGGGCCCCCGGGACGCCUCUGCGAUACAGGUGGCUACGGGAAGAUGAACGCGCCGCCCUGGACAAGGUCGCAUGCGCAUGGGGGUUCCCAGAGCCCUGGCGACACGGUGAAGAGACGGGAUCAGAGUGGGAGGGAUUGAAAGAGUACAUGGGCUAUAGACAGAUGUUGCUCGAUCGUGUAGAGUUUAUGGAGGGCAUGGGCUAA